CUAUUCUCUUUCUUCAACUGAAUUUCCCAUUUCCUUUUCGUUCUUUUCCAAUCAUCACACCAGCAAGCAAGCAAGCCUUGAGUGAUUACCUUCAUCACCCACGCUUCAAACUCUUCUUCCCCAACUCUAAAUAACACACUAUCACCACGGUCUGAUCACAUGGGCAAAACAUUGUUUAGGCAAUGAUUGCUGGGCGUAAAAGUAGUAUCUAAAUCAGAGCAAGCCAGGAACGCAAGAUUCUUGUUAUGGUCUUCGACUAACGAUGGUGUAAUCUUUAAUAUAUAUUGAUAAACCAACCUCAUCUCGGCUCGUGAGAACUGAAUCCAAUGAGCUUCAAAUCUAACUGAAUAACAAACAGAGGAGAGUUGGCUCAAAAUCAGGGAUUUUUUUCAACAAAUCCAUCGUCGCAAUUCAAUACAGGUUCACACCCAAACUUUGUCGAUCUUUCUUUGAUCCAUUGGUGGUGAUGGGUUUCCAAGGAGAUGAAGAGUCCUCCGCUCCUCGGGUUUCAUCAAAAUCCCAAUUCAGAUUUAACUCUCCCCUGGUUCAGGUUUUCUUAAUUGGACUGGUUUGCUUUUGCUGCCCUGGUAUGUUCAAUGCCCUUAGUGGUAUGGGAGGUGGAGGCCAAAUGAAUACAGCAGUUGCUGAUAACGCUUCCACCGCCCUCUACACCACUUUUGCAAUAUUCGGCAUCAUCGGCGGCGGCGUAUACAACAUCCUUGGCCCUCGUCUCACCCUCUUCGCCGGCUGCAUCACUUACGUUCUCUACGCUGGCUCCUUCCUCUAUUACAAUCACUUCAAGGACCAAACCUUCGCUAUCAUUGCAGGAGCAAUUCUUGGUGUGGGUGCUGGCUUCCUAUGGGCUGGUGAAGGCGCCAUCAUGACUUCCUAUCCCCCCCCUGAUCGAAAGGGCACUUACAUUUCCAUCUUUUGGAGUAUUUUCAACAUGGGUGGUGUUGUUGGUGGUCUUAUUCCCUUUAUACUAAACUACCAUCGCACCACUGCUUCUUCCGUCAACGAUGGAACCUACAUUGGAUUCAUGUGCUUCAUGUCCAUUGGGGCUCUCAUCUCUCUUGCCAUUUUGCCCCCCAGUCGUGUGGUUCGUGAUGAUGGUUCACGAUGCACCAAUAUCACGUACUCUAGCGUAUCAGUUGAGUUUGUAGAGAUUCUCAAAUUGUUCCUUAAUUGGAAGAUGUUGUUGAUUGUUCCUGCUGCUUGGUCUAGCAACUUUUUCUAUACCUACCAAUUCAAUAAUGUGAAUGGGGUGUUGUUUAAUUUGAGGACAAGAGGGUUCAACAAUGUUUUCUACUGGGGAGCACAGAUGGUGGGGUCGGUUGGAAUUGGAUACAUAUUGGAUUUCAGUUUUAAGAGUAGGAGGACUAGAGGUUUGUUUGGAAUUAGUUUGGUGGCGCUAUUGGGUACUGGAAUAUGGGCAGGUGGCCUGGCUAACCAGCUUAGAUACUCUCGCCACAACGUGCUAGACAAGUUGGAUUUCAAGGAUUCAGGUUCAGAUUUUGUUGGGCCUUUCUUCUUGUACUUCUGUUUUGGGCUGUUGGAUGCCAUGUUCCAGAGUAUGGUGUAUUGGGUUAUUGGAGCCUUGGCAGAUGAUUCAGAGACUUUGAGCAGGUAUAGUGGAUUUUAUAAAGGAGUGCAGAGUGCAGGAGCUGCAGUUGCAUGGCAAAUUGACACACACCAUGUUUCCUUCAUGUCUCAGUUGGUUGUGAAUUGGUCACUCACAUCGCUGAGUUAUCCUUUGCUGGGGUUUCUGGUGUUCUUCGCUGUGAAGGAAGACAAGAAGCCUACUGAUGAAACUUGUAAGGAGGCUAAUUCUUGUAUUAGCUAAUUUAAUUGAUACAAAAAUUUAAGUUCUAUAAUUGCGUUUGUUUAUGUUUUUUUUUUCUGCCACAUCUUUCUUGAUGUAAUGUUUACAACAUGUUUACCGAAAAUAGAAUAUUGUACAGCAGAGACACUUCUAUUUACCUUUCUUGAGAAAUGCUCCUAGAUACCUUCCAAGUUUAUGAUGCAA
Messenger RNA from Cucumis sativus (cucumber), 2026 nucleotides. RefSeq names its product UNC93-like protein 1. Bases 467 to 1843 code for a protein of 458 amino acids. The record is from RefSeq and is a predicted model, not a curated record. NCBI's taxonomy places the organism in Eukaryota, Viridiplantae, Streptophyta, Magnoliopsida, Cucurbitales, Cucurbitaceae. The transcript has 3 exons.